AUGGCGGGCGCUGGCGGAAGCGGUGCGGGGGGACGCGGAGGUUCCGCGCGCGGGGGGGGCGCGCUGGCGCAGGAGCUGCUGCUGUACGUGUGCAGCGCGGGGAUCAGCGCGCUUGUGCUAAUCUUCACGUUCCGCCAGCUGGACCCCAACCGAGCGCAGGCGAAGCUCGCCAAGCAGCGGAAAAGGGAGAUCGCCAAGCGACUGGGUCGGCCGUACAUCGAGACCAACAUGUAUGAGGACGUGAUAGCCAACGACGUGAUCAACCCUCAGGACAUCCACGUCACCUUUGAAUCCAUAGGCGGCUUGCAGCACGUGAAGGCGUCUCUUCACGACCUUGUCAUUUUGCCCCUCCAGCGACCAGAGCUCUUUGCACAGGGGCGCCUGUUGCGACCACAGAAGGGUGUGCUGCUGUACGGCCCGCCAGGCACGGGCAAGACGUUGCUGGCAAAGGCGAUUGCCAAGGAGUGCAGAGCGGUGUUCAUCAAUGUGCGGAUCGCCAACCUCAUGAGCAAGUGGUUCGGGGACGCGCAGAAGCUAGUCACAGCGGUGUUCACGCUAGCACACAAGCUGCAGCCAGCCAUCAUCUUCAUUGACGAGGUGGAGUCUUUUCUGGGGCAGCGGCGGAACACGGAGCAUGAGGCGGUUACCAGCAUGAAGACGGAGUUCAUGUCGCUGUGGGACGGAUUCAGCACUGACGACACGGCACGGGUGAUGGUACUAGCAGCCACCAACCGCCCCUGGGAGCUGGACGAGGCCAUUCUCAGGCGCCUGCCCCGCCACUUUGAGAUUCCCCUGCCGGAUUUAGCCGGCCGCACCAGCAUCUUGGAAGUGAUCCUGCGGGACGAGGACGUGGAUGAGGACUUGGACUUGCAGGAGAUCGCCUCUCUAUGCGCGGGCUACAGCGGGUCUGAUCUCACAGAGCUAUGCAAGCAGGCGGCGUACCUGCCUCUUCAUGACUUUCUGAAGGAGGAGCGGAGAGCGCUGCAGGGGAAGGGGAAGGACCCCACCUCCCAGCGCCCCCUCGCCCGGGCGGACUUCCUGCGAGUGCUCAGCGAGUCCCGCCCGUCCCGAGACGCCGCCUUUGACUAUCUGCGCAAGCGCAGCAGCAGCAGCGCCAGCCUGCCGCACCUGGGAGAGGACCUUAACCCAACUGCUGCCACCACCAAUGGCACCGCCUUUCCCUCGUACCCUCAUGCGAAUGGAGGGGCGCUCACGCCGCCCAUGGCUGCUGGUGGUGCUUCGCAAGCAGCACAGCAGGCGGAUUUGAUGCGGCUGCUGUUUCAGGCGGCAAUGGCCUCGGCUUUGCAACCGCAAGCGUCACAGCCGCAGUCCAUGCAAGCACAGGGAGGGGAGGAGCAGAGCGUGCAACAGCAAGGGGUGUCCCAGCAGGCCUUGCAAUCAAGUGAAGGGGAGAUGGGUUCCGGAAACAGUGCUCCUGCCGGUGCUGGUUCCGCUGAUGCUGCUGGUGCUGCUGUAGGUGGUGGUGGUGGCGACGCGGACGGCAGUGAUGUUUCUGGUGAUGAUUGUGGAAGGUAG
Closterium sp. NIES-65 is the source of this 1536-nucleotide messenger RNA. Lineage: Eukaryota; Viridiplantae; Streptophyta; Zygnematophyceae; Desmidiales; Closteriaceae. The record is from the annotation of a GenBank genome assembly.